UUGAUUUACUGUCGUUUCCUCCAUCCAUUUUCAUUCCCAUUCUUUGUCUGAUUGUGUUGGCUUUCACGGGGCCAUAGAUUUUGCUUGUGGUUCCUAUUUCUCCCCCCGCCUUUGCUUCCCCCUUUCUCCCUCACUGCAAAUUUUGCUGCAUUUCCUUUCCCCUUUCUCCUGUCUGCUCUCUUUUGCUUCUUUGAACAGGUUUGUCCCUUUUCCUCACUGAUUCUUCCAUGGCAUUAACUGCAACCAAGGUUUCAAGCAGCCCAGUUGUCACCAGUAAGGCAACUGUAUUUAAUUCUUAUGGAACUUUUUCUUCUUUAUCCAAGUCAACAGAACAUGAAAAAUUAAAUCCGUCAAGCUGUAGAGUUGACAUUGGGGAGCUCCAUGGAUGUCUCUUGGCAGCAAAGGUUAAAGUUUCUAGUCUUGGGCGGCGGAACUCAUAUGGAAAACCUKUGUGCUUUACCCUGCCCCGAAAACCUGCAGUAUUAUGUUUCUCAACAGGAACUCAUCAAACAGAAACAAAAGAAUGUGCUAGGCCUAAUGAUAGUUCUGCAGGUUUAAGAUGUGCCCAAACUGGAGACGAUGAAGAUGAGCAGCCAACUGUGCCUAGAAGGACCAUUAAGUCCAACCAAGGAAUAUCUGAAGCCUGUCGAUUUGCAUACAAUGAUGCGAAGUUUGUAAAUGAAAGGGCUCACAAUGAUAUUGUWUUGCUUUCUCGUGGCAUAAUGAGGCUGGAUGCACGUGCACGUAAAGAUGUUGCUAUCCUUGGAUCCAAGUUUCUUAAGCUUGACGCUCGAGCUAGAGAAGAUACAGAAACAAUUGACCGUAAAGUGAAGAAAAAAGCUGAGCGACUUCAACGCAUUGCUACAACCUUGAGAGAAAAGGCUCACUCUAGACUAAAAAGUGCUGCUGAUGAGCAUUGGAGUGAUGGAGCCUUAGAGGCUGAUUUGCGGUUGGCCGAUUUCCGUGCUAAACAGCGGGCAAUGGAAGAUGCCCUGAUGGCUUUGGAGUUUGUCAAAAAUAUUCAUGACAUGAUGGUGAGAAAGAUGUAUAAAUUUCCUCUGGCAAACGAAACGGGUUUUCCAACUGCCAAUGACAUGAUGGGGCGUAUAAAACUAGAAAAAAAUGGAAAGAGCCUAGAUUUUUUAACUGGUGAACUACCAACUGAUCGCAUUUCUGCAAUUCAGGAGAUUUAUUGGAGUAUGGCCUCUGCCCUCUCUGAAGCUGAUGGAAUUGAUUAUACUGAUCCAGAAGAGCUCGAGCUGUUGAUUAGAACUCUUAUAGAUCUUGAUGCAAUGGAUGGCAAAAGCAGUGUAUCUCUACUUGCAGAAUGUUCCAGCUCUCCAGACGAAAAUACUAGACAAGCAUUGGCCAAUGCUCUGGCAGCAGCCCCAUCCAUGUGGACUCUUGGAAAUGCAGGCAUGGGAGCAUUGCAGAGACUUGCAGAGGACAGUAACCCAGCAAUUGCUUCUGCAGCGUCCAGCGCCAUUAAAGAACUGAAGACACAGUGGGAAAUAGAAGAAGGAGAUAGCUGGAGCUUCACACUCAACCAGAAGGCCACCAUGGAAGCUGAUGAUGAUGAUUCAAAUCCAUUUUGAGAAGAAAUCCUUAUUAGGAAGAACAAUCUUUAACUGUAGAUAGCUAAAUAAAUUGAAGGGCAUAGGGAAAGAAAAACCCUAAUCAUUACAAUGUGAUUGGUGGCUGGUGUAAAAGAGGAAACUGAGYCAUUUCAUCUCAUGGGAUUUCUCUUGUUCUUAUAAAAAAAAUAAGGAAAUAGUUUAUUUUUUCUUUUUUAAUCA
This is a messenger RNA of Momordica charantia (bitter melon), 1796 nucleotides long. Its product is annotated as senescence-associated family protein. Gene Ontology annotation, biological process: leaf senescence; cellular response to oxidative stress. NCBI's taxonomy places the organism in Eukaryota, Viridiplantae, Streptophyta, Magnoliopsida, Cucurbitales, Cucurbitaceae. Gene Ontology annotation, cellular component: chloroplast. The record is from RefSeq and is a predicted model, not a curated record.